Endocarpon pusillum Z07020 is the source of this 2655-nucleotide messenger RNA. RefSeq lists its product as uncharacterized. The transcript is spliced from 2 exons. Bases 1 to 2655 code for a protein of 884 amino acids. NCBI's taxonomy places the organism in Eukaryota, Fungi, Ascomycota, Eurotiomycetes, Verrucariales, Verrucariaceae. The record is from RefSeq and is a predicted model, not a curated record.
AUGUCCGGUGCUGAGGCAAUUUUCGGGGUAAUUGCUGGAGGAGUGAGCUUGGUCUCGCUUGGUAUUCAGCUUAGUGGGAGCGCUGUGAAACUCAAAAGAAUGCUCUCUACUGCGAAGAAUGCGCCACAAACGAUUUCGCAAUACGUAUCCAGCCUCGAAACUAUGGCCGCCGCGUUACAGCUACUUGAACAUCACCAGCAGUAUGACGCGCAAAGCGGAGCCCUCCUUGCACGAUGUAUAACAGCGUUUCGAGAAAGUACCCUUCGAAUACAGCAACUAGUGGACAAGAUCGAGCACUACAUGACAGCAUAUAACAGGGUGGGGGGCAAAUUGUACACCGUGUAUAAAGAACGAGAAGUGAAAGAGCUCUUUGAUGAUCUAGAGAGGGCAAAGAGCUCACUAGAGCUUGCAUAUAUUAUCUAUAUGGACGCUGAGCAGAGACGGCGACAUCAAGCGCAUGAUGACACGCUUGCCCGGAAUAGCACAUUACUGAGCGAUCUCCAAGCGGAGAUACGGUCAGGAAACGCCGAUAUUACACAACAGCUGAGACGACUUCUUCAAUCUCCAACAGUACCACAGCAGGGUCAGCUGGUCGUCACUGACUCCCGUAUAGCCACAGCAAGGGAGCUGAUGUUAAGAGGAGAAGCUGAAACCAAUCCGGACGAUAUGUCAAGCAGCCGCGAUGAUCAUAAACAAUGCGGUCGCCCUCUUGCAGUAAAGCAGUCCCGGCGAAAGAACAGGAGAGCACAUAUUUGCAUUCGCUUGCCGAGCCAACUUUAUCGUCGCGUAUGGGAGUUCUCGGUGACCAGCUCUCAAUCUCUCUGGAGUCUACAUUUGCAUACCUAUAACAUCGUUCCGGAGAACUCGCUUAUUUUUCGAUACUGUGAGCUUGGAGAUGUUGCAGCGAUGCAGAGGCUCACUACCAGCGGAGAAGCAUCACUCUUAGAUACGUACGAGGAGGGUUGGCGCAAUUGGACCUUGCUUGAGGCCGCUGCUUUGAAGGGGCAGCUCGAAGUGUGUCGAUACCUUCUCAAUCAAACAGAUUGGCCGGACCAGGCGGCAGUACUGAGCCGCGCUCUAAGUUGGUACGUUAACCUGAAUGACGGCAAAAAUGCUGUAGAAAUGUAUCGUCUUUUCCUUGAGGCUCCUGGUUUCGAUGCUGAUCUUGAUGAUACCGAGCUUGGUUAUUACUGGCUAAAGUUAUGCCCUAAUACGCCGUGUCUCCACUUAAUUCUCGAGAACUUACAUUCGGGAUUCUUCUCCCUCCCAGUAGAGAUUAGAUUCGACUUUGUCGUCCGAGUCGGCUUUCACCAUACUGAUAUAAAGCCAUCUGGGUUUCUCAAAUGCAUCGGCUUGCAACAAUCCGAUCAGAGGCUUGCCUCUUUAAGAAGUAUCAAUGGCAUUUCAGUUCUGCACUACAUUGCAUGCCACCUGUCGUGGGUUUUGCGCGCAUGUGCUGGGAAAGAUGAGUUACAAGGAUGGCUUGAUCUGGGAAUAAGUGUGUUAAAUAACGGUGCUGAUCCUUCUUGUAUUGCACGAAGGAAAUGUCUGUGGUAUAUUGAUGGAAUAUACCAAAACAUAGACCCUCACCCAUCUUCUAAGGCAAAAGAAGAAUUGGAAAGCACACCCCUCAUGGACGCUCUGGACAUAAAAUACUGGCAAGUCACCGACCAUUCUCGUGCCAUCAUAUUUGAAACCAUGCAAAUCUGGACUGGGAUGCUUCAACAAGCUGGCUUUGACCUUCGCGACUAUGGCGAUAAGGAGAGUCAAGUCUGGAAAUCACUCGGCAUUGAAGAAAUUUCCAAAUUCUAUCAAGCGUCUUCUUACGCUUUGCGAGUUGAGCAACUUGUUUACGGACCCACACCGGCAAACUGGAGUCUGCUGGUUCGUAGGCCCAUUAGUAUCUACAAAUUAAAGCUUCACCCACCGCCAGGAGCAUUUCCCGAGGAACCCGAUCUCCCGAGAACGAUCAUAUGGAACCCGACGGAUAAAGAAAGGGAUGAAGGUCAUUGGGAAUUUGUGGAGGAGAGGAGAAUGCAGACCAGAUAUUACGAUCUCAGAGAUGGACCUUCUGCAUCAAAAGAGCCUUUCGAGGAGCUCGUUGAUUGUGUUCAAGACGAUUUGGGUGCCAUCAUGUUGAUGCAUCAGCGAGCAUCUCGUCCACGAGCCUCUGCCUCGAGAUCGCAUAGUCAACCUCGACAAAUGAAUCAUAGAGAAGUGGCUUAUGAUACAAAGCAGGAAACUUGUGGCAGAAAUUCAUGGUUGGGAACAUAUCACCUUUGCCCUUUGGAUUCAAAAUGGCGGUUGGGCCUCAUUGUUAGUGACAGGAUCGAUGAUGAGGGAGAUCUGAGAAGUUGUACCGAAGGAAUAUCAAAUGAGCGGCACGCAGUGCAAGAAUCAUGGUUUUGGCAGGAUUUCAGUUUUCUCGGACGCAUCGCUAGGUGUCAAGACAAGUAUAGGGAACGAGAGUAUGACUGGGUCUGGGGUCGCUUACCGAGAAGCAUGAGGCAUACUGCCACUCAAAGUUGUCCCCUGGGCUGUAGCAAGGUUCACCUAGAUCGGAUUCAGGUGCCGGAAGCACUUCGAGACUUUCAUCCAAGGCGAGAAUAUGGAGAAGAUUUGAGGGUUGAAGAUGAUCACUAUGAGGAGACAUGA